Molecule: messenger RNA, 309 nt
Organism: Branchiostoma belcheri (Belcher's lancelet)
Lineage: Eukaryota; Metazoa; Chordata; Leptocardii; Amphioxiformes; Branchiostomatidae
Product: techylectin-5A-like
Exons: 2
Coding region: 1-309 (102 amino acids)
Source: RefSeq, a predicted model, not a curated record
AUGAGGUUUCCGCUUUGGGUGUCCGGUGAGUCGGACCAGUACCGGCUGCACAUUUCCGGGUAUUCAGGCAACGCUGGAGACGCUCUGGAUUACCACAACGGGCAGAGGUUCUCCACUCUGGACAGGGACAACGAUCCCCACACCGGCCUCCACUGUUCUCAGUAUCUCGGACAGUGCGGCUGGUGGUUUAAUGGCUGCAAUCAGGCCUACCUCAACGGUCCCUACGUGCGCACCUGUAUUGACUACGGCUGUGUAACCUGGAGGGGAGACUCUCUGAAGUCUGUGUCUAUGAAAAUCAGGCCACAAUAA